Colossoma macropomum (tambaqui) is the source of this 2195-nucleotide messenger RNA. It is a transcript of the gene zdhhc8a, whose product is annotated as zinc finger DHHC-type palmitoyltransferase 8a. Gene Ontology annotation, molecular function: palmitoyltransferase activity. Lineage: Eukaryota; Metazoa; Chordata; Actinopteri; Characiformes; Serrasalmidae. The transcript has 10 exons. The record is from RefSeq and is a predicted model, not a curated record. Gene Ontology annotation, biological process: protein palmitoylation. The coding region runs from base 129 to 2195 and encodes 688 amino acids.
CAUGUUUCUGGACCGCGCGCGUGGCUUCUCCCCGGCCGGCUCACGAACUUUUGACACGUGAAGGAUUAUGUUCCGUAGUCUGAGCUGUGAAGGCGCUGAGUUGUGUGUUGGGCUGAAACGGCGGCAGCAUGCCCAGCAGCUCCGGAGACAGAGUUAAAGCCGGAGCCUACAUCCCUGUGUCCAUCGCUGCGGGUCUGCUGGCCGGAUCCUCCACGCUCUUCUUCGUUUUCACGUGUCCUUGGCUGGCUGAGAAUGUGUCUCUCGCUUUCCCACCAUGCGUCGCCGUCACAUUCCUCUUUGUCAUGGCCAAUUUCACCAUGGCAACAUUCAUGGAUGCUGGUGUGCUCCCAAGGGCAAAUGAGGACGAAGACAAGGACGACGACUUCCGUGCUCCUCUCUAUAAGAACGUGGAGGUCCGGGGCGUCCAGGUUCGGAUGAAGUGGUGCGCCUCCUGCCACUUCUACAGACCCCCCCGCUGCUCCCACUGCAGUGUUUGUGACCACUGUGUGGAGGACUUUGACCAUCAUUGCCCUUGGGUGAACAACUGCAUCGGGAGACGGAACUACCGUUUCUUCUUCCUCUUCCUGCUGUCUCUCACCGUGCACAUGGUGGCCGUUUUCUCUGGAGGGCUCUUGUACGUGCUGGAGCACAUGGAAGACCUAUGGGCGCUGCGUGCAGCCAUCACCCUGGCUGUAAUGAGUGUGACAGGCCUUUUCUUCAUCCCCGUCGUCGGGUUGGCUUGCUUCCAUCUGGUCCUGGUGGCAAGAGGACGAACCACAAAUGAACAGGUGACUGGCAAGUUCCAAGGUGGCGUGAACCCCUUUACACGUGGUUGUUGUGGUAAUGUGGAAUUCGUCUUGUGCAGUCCAAUCACUCCAAGAUAUACUGGGAAGCCAAGAAAGAAAAGGCCUGUCCGUGUGCAGCCUCCGUUCCAAAAACCUGAAUCCCUCAAAAUGUCGCCAGUCAAAGUUGGGGACAACGGGAUCCAAAACAAAAUGCUUCCCACAAAGCGUCAGUCCCCAGGAGUGCUGGACGUUCCUGAGUUCAAACGGCCGAACACUCCACCGCCUCUGCCCCCUAAACCCGACCCGGUACUGCUCAAGAGCCACCUGGCAGCACUGGAAGAGAGCUUACUGCACUCCAAGACUGCAGUGCCUCCUGGCCAGAACAUGAGCAAAAUAGGUCCGAUUUUCGAGUCGCCCUCCAGAGUCCAUUACCAAGUUCCCAGGGAACAGAUGAGUAAGAGGGAGAACCCCCAGCUCCAGAUGACCAGCAGGUCCCAGGAUCAGUCCUCCGAGUCCAGUCUGGAUCAGCUUGACAAGCAAACUCCAAUCUCAGCCCACUCGCUCCUGCAGUCCAGCACACUGCCUCUGAACUCGCUUACCCUCAACUCCCGUUCACUCAGCCUGAAACACGCCCACCGCCGAGGGGACCGGGCUCACCUGCUUGGUCAGCGCCCCCAGGCCAUUGCCUCCCGUCCUGCCCAGAGCGUCCUCAGCGGGCGUGCUGGCAGCCUCUCCUAUGACAGCCUCCUCGGCCCAGCCGAGCUGCCCCAGCGGGGUGUGUUCCCUCUGGCUUACCGUGCUCCCUUCCUCCCCAUGGACCUGGGCAGAAGUCCCACCGAACGAUCCCCCCGAGCUUGCAGCCCUGUUUUCAUGACCGCGAGCCGGCGGUCGCCCCAGCACCGUGAGUCCUCCCCUGUGCGCUACGACAACCUCCCUAAAGGCCUCAUGGGUUCCAUUCAGGAGCUGGAGGAGCGCGAGAAACAGCAGCAGCUGCUGCUGCUGCCUCAGGCUCGCCCACAGCCACCCAUCCAGGACGCUCUGGGCAUCUAUGACACGCCUGGACGGAGGAGCCUGCCGCACGAGCCACCGUCUCGCGGUCCUACGCCGCCUGCCUACGGCUCCCGGGAAUUCCUCAUGAGCAGUGCGGCGUAUGGCUAUAGCAGCCGGACUCAAACGGCCAGCUCCUCCACUUCCUCGCUGAGCCGCACCCCCAGGACUUCCACCUCGCCUCUGGGCUCUAAUGUGACCCUUCAGGGCCGCUCGCUGUCCCCCUCAGUCUAUCGUUCCCUGGAGCGUCAGGCUCAGCGCUCACCCUCCAGCAUGCCCGGCCCACUGCCCACCUCCUCUUACGCUGCCCACAAAGCGCUGGCCUUUAUCACUACCUCAGAGCGGAGAGACUCAGAGUCCUGA